This is a messenger RNA of Laccaria bicolor S238N-H82, 2019 nucleotides long. Its product is annotated as vacuolar protein sorting-associated protein 36. The coding region runs from base 230 to 1933 and encodes 567 amino acids. Gene Ontology annotation, biological process: protein transport to vacuole involved in ubiquitin-dependent protein catabolic process via the multivesicular body sorting pathway. Gene Ontology annotation, cellular component: late endosome membrane; ESCRT II complex. The transcript has 5 exons. Gene Ontology annotation, molecular function: ubiquitin binding; phosphatidylinositol-3-phosphate binding. Lineage: Eukaryota; Fungi; Basidiomycota; Agaricomycetes; Agaricales; Hydnangiaceae. The record is from RefSeq and is a predicted model, not a curated record.
CCCGAAACUCAUCGUCAGAUUCAUUGUGCUAUCGUGAUGUGCCCAAUACUCGGAUCCAUACUCGGUAUGAGUAAAAGUAGUCCAAACCGUCUGAAAUUUCUCAGACCUACUACAGUCUUCUGGUACUUACCUCCUGGCGGACCUGGCCAACUCUAGCAUUUUUCGCUGCUUGUCAAUUAUCGUCACGUUACCGUUGCAGAAGCGAAGCAGAACCAAACAAAGGUGUGAUAUGGCACUUCGCUCCUACACUGUUUCAGUGGACGGCAGCAUACCUAUCCAAGCCCUUUUAUACGAAGACGAGGAGCUUUUUUCCAGUCAAGAUGGGGUUGGAAUCUACAAUGGCAUACAGAAAUCCCGAGAUCAUCAAAACGGCGUUGUUCAUGCAACGAGCCAUCGCAUCUUCUACAUCGAUGCGCAAUAUAGCAGAGCGCAUUCAUUUGCCCUUGAUCUCAACUUCGUAGUGCAGACCGAAUACUACGCGGGUUUGUUCAAAUCAUCGCCCAAGGUCACACUCCACCUUUCCGGAAGAACAGUCACGUCGGGUAUUUCUACCCCUCAAUCUGGAUUCGAAAGCUGGGAAUGCGAAGUUUGCGCCUUUCGUAACCCUCCUGGACUUAGUCCUACUGCGGCUCGAGUAUGUGGAUUAUGCGGGGUUCCUCGCACCGUCAUGCCAGAAACCACUGCUCCGGUCUCUCUUGCACAGCAAAAUUUAUCGACUCCGCUCCCUUCGACCGUUUCACCCGCAUUAUCAUCCAGUCAAGACUCUGUCGCUUGUUCUGUUUGUACAUUUCUCAACCAUCCAUCUUUGCGAUCAUGUGAGAUGUGUUCAACAGAGCUUCCUCGAGUCAGACGGGAAUCUCUUCCCCCUUCCCGCCUCCCUUCUCCCGAUUUAGAAGAUUCUGACCCUUCCUCGCCAAAGUCAAUAAAGAUCAGUUUUCGAAAGGGGGGUGACAAGGCGUUUUACAGCCUGCUCAAACGCAGUCUUCAGAGCAAAGCGUGGGAGGCGAACGGGGCUGCGUCCAAGUCAAAAAUUGCUUCAAACAGCAUUGAAUCUGAUACCGCCUUGAACGGAACAACCUCUGGCAUCUCGGGAAUUCUCAAAACGGUAGAAACAUCUGCGCAAGGAAGAGCAACCCACAUGCAAGAAUCCUUGCAAGAUUUGGAGGCGUUCAUGAUAAAAGCCAAGGAUAUGGUACAGCUGGCGGCAGAACUCAAUGAGAAGCUGACUGCAGCUUCGUCAUCCACCUCCAAUGCGUCUACAUUAUCACACGCGUCACCUAUGUCGUCCUCUGCCACUUUGGUAGCAUCCACUGAACCAGAAGAGGCGACCUUCAUCCGCUCCUCACUUUCUCAGCUCGGGUUACAGAUGACUAACACGCCCGUAACUCUCGAUAUGAUGAAAGAUGAGAGGCGAUGGUUUGAAGAGCUCGCUCGUGAGUUCGCCCGCGUUCUUCAGGGGUCAACGCCUCCCAAAGAAGGUUCCGGCGGCAUGAUGAGAAAUCGGGGAAUGAUCGCGCUUGACGAAGUGUGGGGUGGGUGGAAUCGUGCUCGAGGUGUCGCGCUAAUACCUCCGUCAACGUUUCUUCAGGUCAUCCCCUUGCUUCCGAGCUGCACAAAUCCCCCAAUUCGAUUGCGUACCUUCCCAUCGGGCCUGAAUGUCCUUCAUACACCCCCAUACACACGGGAGGCAUUCGCCGCGCGACUUUCUAGAUUUUUGGUUAUGAUGGGCCCGAAGACCACUAUACAAGUGGCGCUCCAGGAGAAUCUUACGGUAAGCCUCGUCGCCGAAAUGAUCGAUAUUGGGGAAAGCGAGGGGGAUGUGUGUCGAGAUGACGCCAGUGCUGCAAUUAGUGGCGGUGGGAGCGGUACCGGUGGCGAAGUGCGAUGGUGGCCCAAUCUGUUCCUUGGAUAUACCUGGGAUGGACAGAUUUAAUUUAUCUUCAGGUACGUGCAGGAAUGGGACUGCUAUGUAUAGUGUUCGUGUGACUUGAAGGAUAGAAUGGAAGCGAAUACCAGAUC